Messenger RNA from Manacus vitellinus (golden-collared manakin), 802 nucleotides. RefSeq names its product C-C motif chemokine ligand 28 (gene CCL28). NCBI's taxonomy places the organism in Eukaryota, Metazoa, Chordata, Aves, Passeriformes, Pipridae. The coding region runs from base 60 to 407 and encodes 115 amino acids. The transcript has 3 exons. The record is from RefSeq and is a predicted model, not a curated record. Gene Ontology annotation, biological process: immune response. Gene Ontology annotation, molecular function: chemokine activity. Gene Ontology annotation, cellular component: extracellular region.
GUCCUGCAGCUCAGCUCGCUGCCUGCUCUGUGGCUGUGCUCCCACAGCUCCUGGGAGGAAUGGAUAUGAACUUAGUCGCUGUUUUGGUUGUUCUAGCAGUCACGGUCAGUCAGACGUCUGAGACUUUGUUUCCUGGGGCCUUUAACUGUUGCACAAAGAUUACAGAAGAAAUUCCCAAAGGAAUUCUCCGAAGAGUGGAGAGGUUUGAAAUCCAGACAGCUGAUGGCCUGUGUCACCUAGAAGCUGUUAUCCUCUAUAUAGAAGGCAAAAAGUUCUGUGUGAGUCCACGGAUUAAAAAAGUUAAAAAAUGGAUGAAGAAGAUGAAGCACAAGAUUCACAGAAGAAAACUUCAUGUUAGAAAGCAGAGAAGAACGAGGAUUACUAAAAAGAAAGGACAGAAACAGUAGCAUGAUGAAGCAAGCCCCGUGAUGAAGAUACCUGUGGCAUACGGCACUGUGAACAGAGAUACCAGAUUUCAUCAACGAUGGAUGAUUGUAGCAUUAAAAUGACUUUCUAAAUGUCUAUGUGCUAGAGAAAGCAGAGGCAGAAAACAUCACUUGUACUCAGAACAAUGCUGAUCAGAUUACCAGACAAAUGACAAAGGCAAUGUCUUGUAGCAAGUCUCUGCACCUCCUAGAUCUAUUGGCAGAUUUAAAUUCUCCUCUCUCUCACUCUGCUUUCAUGGAAACCUCCCCUAUGAUUUCUAUUUUAACAUGGUAGUAUGCUGUUCCUUCUUAUUCCUCCAUUUUUUCCAGUCCUAUCCCAAAAAUAGUUAUUCUUCCCUGUCAUCUUUGUGCUGUUA